AUGCAACAAGAACACAAAAUAAACGAUGAAGAUAUUAGUGAAAAAUUUCCGCAGUUUAGCGAGUUUGUGUCAACAUGUUUCCAUGGAAUUUGCACACGCAAACAAUUGUUCAAACGCAUCCCCGUCCUUCAAUGGUUACCAUCCUACAAGGUAGAAUAUCUGCUAGCUGACAUCGUGGCCGGUCUUUCCGUCGCACUCACAGUUAUACCUCAAGGCAUCGCUUACGCUGCUAUUGCAAACCUGGAUCCUCAGUAUGGGCUGUACUCGGCAUUUAUGGGAUGUUUCAUCUACUUCCUGCUGGGAAGCUGCAAAGAUGUGACCAUUGGACCAACCGCAAUAAUGUCACUCAUGGUUCAAGCUCACGUAGGAAACACGGGAGUGGAGUUCGCCAUACUGUCCGCUUUCGUCACGGGUUGCAUGAUUCUUUUGCUCGGUGUACUUAACCUCGGAUUUUUGGUACAGUUCAUCUCGUAUCCUGUGACGGCUGGAUUUACAUCAGCAGCAGCGAUAACGAUUGCGAGUGGACAGAUAAAAUCACUGCUUGGGAUUUCGGGUCAAUCGAACGAAUUUCUAGAGUCCUGGAUAAAUGUGUUCCAACAGAUACAGGACAUCCGAUUGUGGGAUAGCGUGCUUGGUGUGUCGACCAUCAUUAUUCUGCUGAUAUUAAUGCAGAUGAAGAACAUGAAGGGUAACAGUUGUUGGCGAAUGGUUGGAAAGUACAUCACCCUAUCAAGGAAUGCGAUUGCCGUGAUAAGUGGAUCUUUGCUGGCUUAUGUAUUGAGUGACGUCGGGAACGUACAGCCCUUUCUACUCACUGGAAAUGUAACUCCCGGAUUACCACCUUUUCAACUUCCACCAUUCACCACCAGUUUAGACGGCCAGGUGUUCAGUUUUACAGAAAUGAUUGCUGAACUCGGUACGUCCCUCAUAACGCUGCCGCUAAUUGCCAUUCUGGAAUCGAUUGCAAUUGCAAAGGCGUUUUCUAAGGGCAAACCCAUCGAUGCAACGCAAGAAAUGAUUGCACUCGGCAUAAGUAACAUUGCCGGUUCAUUUGUGUCGUCAAUGCCAGUCACAGGAUCGUUCACAAGAUCGGCAGUGAACAAUAACAGCGGCGUCCGGACACAGUUUGGCGGCAUAAUUACGGGUGCGGUGGUUUUGCUGGCCCUUGGAUUGCUUGCCGAAUCGUUCUACUACAUUCCCAAAGCUACACUAGCGGGCGUCAUCAUAGCGGCAAUGUUCUUCAUGGUAGAGUUUCGGGCGGCUGUCGAAAUUUGGCAUACGAAACGAGUGGAUAUUAUACCCAUGACAAGUACGCUGUUGGCCUGUCUACUGCUAGGGCUAGAGUAUGGUAUGCUUGUUGGUAUUGGAGUUAACGUAUGUAUCAUUCUGCAACAAAUAUCACGCCCAAUAGUUGUGCCUGUACGGUUGACAAUCGAUGGGACGGAUGUUCUGAUACUUCAACCCGAUCAAAGUUUAGUUUAUUCGUCGGCCGAAUAUCUCAAGUACCAUGUUCUGAAGCAGGCAAACAAAUAUCCAGAUGCAAUAAUUGUUCUGGACGGAUCACACAUCAGUUCGUUGGAUACCACGGUAGCGAAGGUGUUUGUCAGUAUGUCCCAGGAUGUGGAGCAUUCGAACCGUAGAAUAGUGUACUGGAAGUGGAAACGUCCGGCACAGUGCACGCUGCUCAGAAUGGAAAGAAAACUGUUUCAAAAUUUGUUUAGAAACGACGAAAACUUACAAAAAAUAAUUCAGGAAGGACUUUCAAAUCAACAAACUACCGUUGCAGUGUAG
Molecule: messenger RNA, 1791 nt
Organism: Anopheles marshallii
Lineage: Eukaryota; Metazoa; Arthropoda; Insecta; Diptera; Culicidae
Product: sodium-independent sulfate anion transporter-like
Exons: 2
Coding region: 1-1791 (596 amino acids)
Biological process (GO): transmembrane transport
Cellular component (GO): membrane
Molecular function (GO): sulfate transmembrane transporter activity
Source: RefSeq, a predicted model, not a curated record